AUGGUCGCCCAACUGUUCCCACCCCGCCAUGUCUACUUCCCCUCCACCCCCUCCCACACAUCCACCGUCAUCCUCCUGCACGACACAAACAGCACAGGCGCCGAGCUAGCCGCCGCGCUGGCCGCCUCAACAACACCAGCAACAGAAACAGCGACAGCUGGAAAUUCCAAAGCUAUCUUCGAGCACUUCCCCUCCUGCCGCUGGGUGUUUCCCUCUGCUCAGCCUCGGCAGAUAGAUACUUGCCAUGCGAGCCCGGGGAAUUGGAUCAACAUCGAUGUCGAUGUCGACGUCGACGUCGACAGUGAUGCAAACGAAGAUGAAGACGCAAUCGCAAACGCAGAUUCUCCUCAACAACCACAACCCCAAGCACAGCUCAGCCCCUCCACAAAAGACGACGAGAAAGACCACGAAGACGAAAACAAAGACCAAAAGGAAGAUCUAGAAACCUGCGUAGCGUACAUCCUACAAAUAGUAGAGGAGGAAGUCACCCGGCUGGACGGGGACAGUCACCGCGUGGUGCUGGGUGGGUUCGGGCAGGGGAUGGCCGUUGCGAUUGCUACAUUAGUCGCUGCGCGGAGGCGACUGGGUGGGUUUGUGGGUGUGGGCGGGUGGAUUCCUCUGCCGGAGAGGGUCGAGGGAUUAGGUGGUCGGGACCGGGGGCUACUUGCUAAAGAGGAGGCGAGGAUGGGAGGAUCAGAAGCAUUUCCAAGGGAUUUGGUGGAUGGGGAGGCGACGCUGGAGACUCCGGUUCUUCUGAGCUAUCUUGAGGAUGAUCCAUGCGUGGAUAUUCAAACAGGAUUGACAGCCUACGAGAUAUUAAACCGCUUGGGGUUUCUCAGGGUGGUUUGGGAUGCCCAGCCUGGUUCACAGCAAGACGAGGAUUGGCUUUUAGAUGCAACCCAGUUAGAUACAAUUGUGGGUUUCCUGGCAGAGGUGUUUGGUCAUGAGGGCAGCAUCUCUGCUCAUGAUGUUAUGUUAUGA
Molecule: messenger RNA, 981 nt
Organism: Aspergillus lentulus
Lineage: Eukaryota; Fungi; Ascomycota; Eurotiomycetes; Eurotiales; Aspergillaceae
Source: RefSeq, a predicted model, not a curated record